AGUCCACACUGUAAUCACACUGCCGAAGGAUCCUAGUAUGUGCCUUGUAAAUGAAUCUGAAGAUAAUCUAUGCCCUGCCAUGGAAAUAGAAAAUGUGUUCUCAACUGUAGGAUCCUGUUUCCGCUAUAUUAAUAUGACAACUUCAUCAGCUGGUCAAAAACCCAUAACCUCGUUGUGGUUCUCCACCAUUUUUUCCAUAAUUGGCCUUGGCUCAAAUCUAUUUGCUUUUUGUGUUUUAGCUAAUGCAUCAAGAAAAACUCAAAGUCGCUCACGGUCCUCUUUCUUAAUAUUUGUUCUUGGACUGGUGGUAACUGAUUUCAUGGGACUAUUAGUAACUGGUAGUAUUGUGGUGUCUUACCAUAUUACCCAUUUUGACUGGCAAGUGUUUGAUGAAAACUGUCAUCUUUGUACUUUUUUUGGACUUUCUAUGGUCUUUUAUGGACUAUGCCCUCUCCUUCUUGGUGCCUCCAUGGCUGCUGAACGCUUCUUUGGUAUAAACAGACCUUUUUCUCGUUCUGCCAAUGUUUCAAAAAAAAGAGCUUGGGGCAUUGUGAUCAUUGUUUGGAGUUUUGCUUUCUUGUUGGCUUUACUGCCAAUUAUGGGCAUUGGAAAAUAUACAUUACAAUUUCCUAAAUCCUGGUGUUUUCUAACUCUGCUGCAAGAUUCAAAGAAUAAAGCAUUUGGAUUAAUCUUCUCACUGACAGGCAUAUUUGCGGUCUGUCUUUCUUUCAUCCUCAACACUAUCAGUGUAGUGACACUCUGCAGAGUUUAUCAUGACCGUGAGUCUGUUCAGAGAAGAAGAGAUAGUGAAGUAGAAAUGAUGGUCCAGCUUGUCGGGAUCAUGAUCAUUGCUAGCCUGUGUUGGCUUCCAUUAUUGGUAAGUUUCAGUAUUCACUUCCAAAUGUAA
Molecule: messenger RNA, 907 nt
Organism: Nanorana parkeri
Lineage: Eukaryota; Metazoa; Chordata; Amphibia; Anura; Dicroglossidae
Gene: TBXA2R
Product: thromboxane A2 receptor
Exons: 1
Coding region: 38-907 (289 amino acids)
Biological process (GO): positive regulation of cytosolic calcium ion concentration; positive regulation of vasoconstriction; positive regulation of blood pressure
Cellular component (GO): plasma membrane
Molecular function (GO): thromboxane A2 receptor activity
Source: RefSeq, a predicted model, not a curated record